Messenger RNA from Choloepus didactylus (southern two-toed sloth), 2804 nucleotides. RefSeq names its product calsequestrin 2 (gene CASQ2). The record is from RefSeq and is a predicted model, not a curated record. Bases 16 to 1233 code for a protein of 405 amino acids. The transcript is spliced from 11 exons. Gene Ontology annotation, cellular component: sarcoplasmic reticulum lumen. Gene Ontology annotation, molecular function: calcium ion binding. NCBI's taxonomy places the organism in Eukaryota, Metazoa, Chordata, Mammalia, Pilosa, Megalonychidae. Gene Ontology annotation, biological process: regulation of cardiac muscle contraction by regulation of the release of sequestered calcium ion.
AACAACUUGUCCCAAAUGAAGAGAACUCAUCUGUUUGUUGCGGGGGUUUUCUUGCUGUCCUCCUGCAGGGCAGAAGAGGGGCUGAACUUCCCCACCUACGACGGGAAGGACCGGGUGGUAAGUCUUACAGAGAAGAACUUCAAGCAGAUUUUGAAGAAAUAUGACUUGUUGUGCCUCUACUACCACGAAUCUGUGUCUUCGGAUAAGGUUGCGCAGAAGCAGUUCCAGCUGAAAGAAAGUGUUCUUGAGCUCGUGGCCCAGGUCCUAGAACAUAAAGCCAUAGGCUUUGUGAUGGUGGAUGCCAAGAAAGAAGCCAAGCUUGCCAAGAAACUGGGUUUUGUUGAAGAAGGAAGCCUGUACAUUCUUAAGGGUGAUCGCACAAUUGAGUUUGAUGGCGAGUUUGCAGCUGAUGUCUUGGUGGAGUUUCUCUUGGACCUAAUUGAAGACCCAGUGGAGAUCAUCAAUAGCAAAUUGGAAGUACAAGCUUUUGAACGCAUUGAGGACCAGAUCAAACUCAUUGGUUUUUUCAAGAGUGAGGACUCAGAAUAUUAUAAGGCUUUUGAAGAGGCAGCUGAACACUUCCAGCCUUACAUCAAAUUUUUUGCCACCUUUGACAAAGGGGUUGCAAAGAAACUGUCCUUGAAGAUGAAUGAAGUUGACUUCUAUGAGCCAUUUAUGGACGAGCCCAUUGCAAUCCCAGACAAACCUUACACAGAAGAGGAGCUUGUGGAGUUUGUGAAGGAACACCAAAGACCCACUCUACGUCGUCUGCGCCCAGAAAAUAUGUUUGAAAUAUGGGAGGAUGAUCUGAAUGGCAUCCACAUUGUGGCCUUUGCAGAGAAGAGUGACCCAGAUGGCUACGAAUUCCUGGAGAUCCUGAAACAGGUCGCCAGGGACAAUACCGACAACCCUGACCUGAGCAUCGUGUGGAUUGACCCAGAUGACUUUCCUCUUCUCGUUGCCUAUUGGGAAAAGACUUUCAAGAUUGACCUAUUCAAGCCACAGAUUGGGGUGGUGAAUGUGACAGAUGCUGACAGUGUCUGGAUGGAGAUUACAGACGAUGACGACCUGCCCACAGCUGAGGAGCUGGAAGAUUGGAUUGAAGAUGUGCUUUCUGGGAAGAUAAACACUGAAGAUGAUGACAAUGAAGAUGAAGAUGAUGAUGACGACGACGAUGACAAUGAUGACAAUGAUUCUGAUGAAGAAGAUGACAGUGAUGAUGAUGAUGAGUAGCCCCAACUCCAAAUGAAAACUCGCUCACAUCUACUCAUUAUCAUACAGCAAAAGGUGGCAACAAGCCACACUGCCCCACACCCAGCCAGCACCUUCCCCUUUUCCAACAUCUUUCCCACUCCCUUCUCAUCAGGAGCAGUACAAUUCAGCAAAUAUUGCCUCCCUAAAUCCAGCAAUCCCGCCCAGGAGGGACAGGAAGGGAAUUAUUCCCAUCUUGACUGUCUUGACUGUCAUGGAAACAGCUCUUGUUCUUUGCCAAACCAUCAGGGGGCCUGGCAGUGAAGGAAUCUGGCAGUUUGGGGAGAAAAAUUCCCUAACAUCUCUACUCAAGUUUACUGUUGUCUUUGACUGUGACAGUAACAGAAUUGACAGCUUGCUAACUUGCAAGCUUGGUGUGGCCUUAUCAUCAGUGCCCAGGGAAGAUAAAUGAUUAAUCCAUUUAGCCCCCAUGCCUAGAGCAUCAGUUAGGAUUUCUAUUCAAGCCACAAGUUUCCUUGUUAGUGAGGGCUCAGCCUUGGAACCAAGUUUAUGAAUCAGCUUCACUUGACUCUAUUAAACUUAUUAUUUAAAAUGUAGGUCAAACCAUGAUGAACUCAAAUCCAAACCUCUGAGAGGCCUUGAAACAUGUAUGUACGGGUGUCACCAUCAUUAUUUCUAGUAUCUUAGGAUACUGAGAUGGGGAGUUGAUUUGCUCUCUGAACUUCUCUCUAGAUGAUAUCUCAUAUACACACAGGAGCAGGGGAAAGCUGGAAGGAUUAAAGACUUUUAAUUUUUCUGAUGGGUUCAUGUCUCUGAUUAGGUCAGCUGGUUGCUAGCCUGAGCUGGGAUCUGGAUACCCUUUCUCUGUCAUUGCUAGUGGGCCUUUCCAUUUAGUUUGAAGGUUGGUUUAUCCAAGAGCCAGUGAACUCUGAUCAUCAGCACUCCCACCAUUUACCAGUGCAAUGAUAACUGGAGUUCAUAAUGAUGCCCUGAGGCAUUGAAAAGAAAAUCCCAAAGUGCCUUCUAAACUGUCAAAAAAAGUUAUAUUGUGCUCAGUAGUUUUAGUGUUAGGUAUGCAUUAUAAUGUUUUAAUUUAAUUAUCUCCUUUUAACAUAUGUAAGACUUUGCAAAUUCUUUAAAAAUAAGACAGUCCUUUAUAUGGAACAGGAAGCAACUAACACUGUCAUUAAACUCAUAUUUUGAAAAUACUGAAACUAUCUUGAACUCCUUUCUUGAUUUUCUGAUCCUGCUCAUUCUCUCUUGGCUUUGUCAUAUCUCUCUGAUCAUUCCUUCUACAUUUUCCUUUCUGGCCCCCACUUCCUCUGCUUUCCCUUUAAAAGUUGGUAUUUCACAGGUUCCCUUUCAACUCUAUUCACUCUUCCAAGGCAAAGACCAUCAACUACUACCUAUGUGAUAAUAAUCUCCAUUUCUGGGUCUCUAACUUUGACCUCCCUCCUUAGUUUUAAACCCACUCAUUCAACUGCCUCUGGACAUCUCGGCUUGGAUGAUUUGCACAAGAACAUCAAAAUCAACACAACAAUACCUGAAUUCAUUAUCUUCUGCCCUUCACUCAUUCCUCCUCUUUAGGGAGU